This is a messenger RNA of Entamoeba nuttalli P19, 1668 nucleotides long. RefSeq lists its product as hypothetical. The coding region runs from base 1 to 1668 and encodes 555 amino acids. The transcript has a single exon. The record is from RefSeq and is a predicted model, not a curated record. Lineage: Eukaryota; Evosea; Mastigamoebida; Endamoebidae.
AUGCAACCAGAAGAUAUUCUUAAAGAACACUUACAUAGAAAAGACACAAACUAUCCAAUGCCAAGUCCAAGUGAGUUAUGGUGCGUUAUGAUGAAUGAAUUAAUCACAACAAUUCAAACAAGAAUGACAGAACUUCAAGUCGAUAUUGAUGGAUUUCUUAUUUCUAUUCCUGAUGGAACAGAUUAUUCGUUAUACUCUCUUAUUGAAAAGGCUUGUUCCUUUAUAACAAAAAAUUACAAAAUAAAAUGCGUUCUUACUUAUAAUUCUAUUAUUGCUUCUACUGCUUAUUUGAAGUGUUUAAUAAAUGGAAUUGGAAAUGAAUCAAAAGACAUUUUUAGCGUUAAAGCUACUUGUUUCAUUGAUUUUGGAUUCAAUUCAACUGAAUGUUAUGUUUUUCUUCUAACUAAUUUAAAUGCUAUUUGCUUGGCUAAAGGAAGAUGUAAAGGAGGAUUAAAUGAUACAUAUCAAAUAAUAAGAAAAAAAUUAACAAAUAGUACAGAAUUAGUUCCAUUCGAUAAAUGGAAAUCAAUAGAGAAGACAGAUUGUAAAUUAAUAAAAGAGUCAUUCAGCUGUUAUUGUAACCCAAAAGUAAAUGAUGUCCAUUUUACUAAUUUCAACCAAGAUGACAUUCUAAUUUGUAGGGACGAUUUAAAGAAUGACUUUGAUAACCUUUGUAAAGAUAUAUCUAGUAUGGUUAAAAAAACAAUAGAAAGAGCACAAGGAAUGAGCGAAAAAUUAAAAACAAUAAGUGUUGGAUCUCGUGAAUUUACUCUCUCAAAUUUAAAAAUUGAUAAUUUUUAUAUCAACUCUGAAAUAAAAAAUCAAUUUUUGAUUGAAGAGUUAGAAGGACAAUCAUUAACAUUUAAUGACACUAACUAUGGUUCAACUCUGUUUGCUAUUGGAUGUUCUUUAUCCACGUCCCUUUAUCAAAGAAAAUUUGAUGCUAAUAAAAAAGGGUUUGAAGCAAGUGAUAAUAUUAAUGACUUAUUCACCAUUCAAGAAAUGAUUUAUCCAUCAAGAUUUAUUUUAAGAAAGAAUAAUAACGAAAAUGCUGAUAUUCCAUUCCCAAACGAAUAUUGUUCAAGCGAAGACAUGAUUCAAAUAGGACAACUUGAAAAGGGAGAUUAUAAAUUAUUUGAUAGUGAGUAUAAGGAUAAAUCCAAUAAAAUGAAAGAACUUGGAAUGUUUAGCGUUCUUAGUAAUGGUUGUUAUUACGCUUCAUUGGGUAAUUCCAUUGGAAUUAAACCACAAGAAAUUUUAUGUGAUGUUUUUGGUACUAAGAUGGUGGAAAAUUUUACUGUUGAAAAAAAAGAACUUGAGACUAAAGACUAUGUAUGUCAACGUGUUGAAAAACAUUUUUCUAAUGGUAUUGAUGAGUUAGAAAUUUUAUGUUGUGGAGAAAUUAUUCAACCUCAUACUGCAGUUUUUGAGGAAGGAAUAAAUGAUGAAAUACAGAGGUUUAAUCACCUUAAAACGUCUGCUGAUGAAUUUUUAAAACGAGGAAAUAAAAUUUUAACAGAGGCAUUACGUAAUUGCAAAGACUCGAAAAUAACAAGAGAAGAAAUUAGUAGAGAAGUGUAUUCAAUAAGGCUAUUGUCUAAUGGAGAUAUUGAUAAAUUGAAUAGUGCGUGGGACAAGUUAAAAGCUAAGCUUUUUAAUAAAACAUAA